AUGGAGUUUGAGGGCAGCAGAAGGAGGGGAUCUAAGUACCCGUACGAGGGAAGCGACGAUGGCAGAGACGAAAGGUACCCACGGGAGAGACACAAUUCGCCAAGGGCGCGCAGAAGCAGGUCCCACUCAUAUAGAGCGAGACGGAACUCAGGGGAGAAUCACGGAGGUGGGGACAGGUACCAUAUGGACGGAAGAGGACGCAGAGAGAGGAGCUCGGGCAGCAAUCAACCCUCACGAGAAUCAUAUGCAAAGAGAAGUGAAGACAAUUCAAUGGAAGAGGCAAGGUGGCGAUCAAGGAGAGGGGAUCGUGAUGAACGUGACGAGAGGCUAGAACGCCGUUCCCACCGCGGAAGGAGCGACAGCCGGGACAGGAGGGAACGUCGAGACAGACGAGACAGACGAGACAGGAGGGACAGCAUUGAUGGCCGUUGA
Molecule: messenger RNA, 432 nt
Organism: Plasmodium fragile
Lineage: Eukaryota; Apicomplexa; Aconoidasida; Haemosporida; Plasmodiidae
Exons: 2
Coding region: 1-432 (143 amino acids)
Source: RefSeq, a predicted model, not a curated record